Molecule: messenger RNA, 885 nt
Organism: Rhodamnia argentea
Lineage: Eukaryota; Viridiplantae; Streptophyta; Magnoliopsida; Myrtales; Myrtaceae
Product: agamous-like MADS-box protein AGL80
Exons: 4
Coding region: 1-885 (294 amino acids)
Molecular function (GO): protein dimerization activity; DNA binding
Source: RefSeq, a predicted model, not a curated record
AUGCCUAAAAAUCCCAGCCCCUUCACACCAUUUUGCCUGCCAUUUCAGAAGAGUCCAGAGAAUAUCCACGGAAGUGGAGCUGAUCAUGUGAAGGCUCAAAUGACCCUAGCCCCUUUGAGCAACACCCACAAUCACAGCCAAAGGUUCCCAUCCGUGACGAGAAGGAAGGUGAAGCUCGAGUACAUAACCAAUGACGCCUCGAGAAGGGUGGCAUUCAAGAAGAGCAAGAAGGGCCUCAUGAAGAAGCCCCUACGACCGUCAGCCAGAUCUAUGGCCAUCUUCCCCAGUGGCCGUCCAGCGCACGUCUCAAGGUUUAAGGAGAUGUCGGACAUGGAGCAGAGCAAGAAGAUGGUGAGCCACGAGGCUUACCUGAUGCAGCGGAUCGCUAAGGCGAACAAACAGCUCAAGAAGCAUGGAAAGGACAACCGUGGGAGGGAGGUGACCAGAGACAUGUUCAAUGCCUUGGCUAGCACAUUCACCGGCACCGCCCCAGUUUGGCCAAGCAAGAGGGUGAUGGAUCUCCAAGACCUUGGGUGGGUGGUUGAUGACUAUGCUAAGGACGUCGUCAAAAGGUCCGACAGCCUCAAGGAGGUCUUGGGGAUCGGGGUCGGUGAAGUUGCGGCACCCCCACCACUGCCGCCAGAUGUGCCAUUGGAGGGAUUUGCUGAGACUGAAAAUGUGGGGCAAGUGGAAGCGGACAAUGGCAUGCAAAGGGAACAAUGGUUCGUGGAUCUGGGGAAUCGCCAAGAGCCCAAUGUGCCAUUCGCUGGGAAUGAGCUGAUGCUGCUUUCAUUUGGUGGCAACAUCAAUAACAACAAUAGUAAUAAUCCCCAAAAUGUUGUUUGGCCAAACAACAACAAUAAGAAUCCCCAAAACGUUGUUUAG